This is a messenger RNA of Drosophila subobscura, 855 nucleotides long. RefSeq lists its product as uncharacterized. The transcript is spliced from 2 exons. Lineage: Eukaryota; Metazoa; Arthropoda; Insecta; Diptera; Drosophilidae. Bases 62 to 835 code for a protein of 257 amino acids. The record is from RefSeq and is a predicted model, not a curated record.
UUUUAGUUCUAAAUUUUCAAUCCCCGAAUUGAGAAUAUAUUUUAUAGAAAUAAAAUACAAAAUGCUGUUCGAGCAUAUUAUUCGAACUUUGUUGGUGUUUGUGGCCAUUGCUUGGGCUCUCAGUGAUGCCCAGCAGCUGGAAGAGACUUACAAUGAUUUUUCCCGCCUGGUGCAUGAUGAUUCCGAGGGAGGUUGUUCGCAGAGCAAUUGCCACAUCAAUAUGGCUGGUGGUGGCAAACAGAAGGCCACCAACAUAGCCCAGAAGGCCGCAAAGGAGGCCAAAGAUGCCUCCGAUGCCCAGGUGUCGGCCGCCGAGGCUGCUGCCCGACAUGUGAAGCAACAAUUGGCCGACAAGGCCUUCGCUGCAGCGAACGCUGCAGAAGCAGCUCUUGCUGGGAAGCUGCAAAUCGUCGAGCAGCUGGAAUCAGAGGUACGUGAGGGCGAGGUGGUCGUCCAGGAAGAGGCCUCCGGACUGCAGACCACCCAAAGCACAGCAGCGGCUGCCGCCCAGGCCGCAAGCAUGGCCGGUACCCAAGUUAAGACAAUCACCGAUGCCGUCAAGAAUGCCCACGCCAAUGUGGCCAACUCGGAGCAGGUGUCCAACGGCGCUCAGCAGGAGCUGGCCGAGAAGCAGCAGCUAGUGGAGACGGCCAAGAAGCGCGUGGAGAUGCUGCUGAAGCAGCUGGAUUGCGCCAAGAAGGACUUCAAUAGCACCAAGAAGCUGGCCGAGAAGGCAGCCUGUGCUGCCCAGGAGGCCAGAACACGUGCCUCCCGGGAGCGUCGCCGGGUGGAGAUGCUCGACAAGUUAAUGCGUCGCUAUAGACGCGGUUACUAAGCCCAAGACAAUUUGUGUUU